AUGAGAGUAAAUGCUCUUAAAAAGCUCGCCAAACUCCGUGGUACCUCAAGAACUGUGGUCGAUGUGAAAUGCGGGCAUCCAGCGGUGCCGAUGAACGCGAGGGUCUCGCUGUCGGACGAGUCGCUCAAGGUCGGCACGACGGCCACAUACUCCUGCGACGUCGGCUACGAGCUGUUUGGCGGCAACGCCAUGAGCUGCGGCAACAAAGGAAAGUGGCAGGGAGAGCUGCCGUUUUGCGGAGCGAACGUCGGCUUCCGUAAGCCAGCCAACCAGUCGACGACGGUGCGCGGCGGGGACGCCAAUCACGGGAACGACGGGGACCUCAGCACCGAGCACGACGGCAAGCACUGCACCGAGACCCAAAGUGAGCCCAGUCCCUGGUGGCGGGUCGACCUGCUCAAACCCUACUCGGUCAAGGUCGUCCGAGUUACGACCAGAGGCUGCUGCGGUCACCAACCUCUCCAGGACAUCGAGAUCCGCGUGGGCAACAGCAGCGCUGAACUACAGAGAAAUCCACUUUGCGCUUGGUUCCCGGGUACUAUUGAGGAAGGCGUGACGAAAACGUUCACCUGCGCCCGAGCCCUGGUCGGGCAGUACGUGUUCCUGCAGCUGGUGGGCGUCGAGGGUAGCCUCAGUCUCUGCGAGGUCGAGGUUUUCGCGACAGACGAAUUCGCGGUCGACAGGUGCGCCCACGCUGGAACGCCGGCCGAUGCCGAUCUGGCGGCUUUCAACUCGACGUGCUACGAGUUCGUCAUCAAUCGGGGCGAUACGUUCCAACAGGCGCGAAACUACUGUCAGGCCCGCGCUGGCGACCUGGUGCACGGAUUCAAGGGCGUAGCGUCGACUUUUAUCCUGAACAACCUGGAGAGGCGUAAGAGUAAACUCAAGACCCAAUUGGUGUGGAUCGGCGCGCUAAAGGAGCCCUCGAUAACCGUAAGGACUUGGAAAUGGGUCGAUGGCGAGGUGAUUCAGAAGCCACACUGGGGCAAGGAGCAGCCGAACAAUUACAACGGCGAGCAAAACUGCGUCGUGCUGGACGGCGGCAGAUCGUGGCUGUGGAACGACGUUGGGUGCAACCUCGACUAUCUACACUGGAUCUGCCAGAGCAAGCCAUCGACAUGCGGGAGCCCAGAGAAGCUGGAAAACACGACGAUAGUAAGCUCGAAGCAGAGGGUCGGCUCUGUCAUCGAGUACGCCUGCCCGAGUGGUCACAUGCUGCUCGGCGAGCGAGAGCGCACCUGCGAGCCCAGCGGCUUUUGGAGCGGCUCCCCGCCAUCCUGCAAAUUCGUGGAUUGCGGGUCGCUCGAGGAGCCGGAAAACGGGACGAUCGAUCUAUCGGAGGGCCGGACGACUUACGGCGCGGUCGCCGAGUACUCCUGCAAGGAGAACUACACCCUCGUCGGGGACUCGAAGCGCAGGUGCGGCGAUGGUGGCCUCUGGAGCGGACACAAGCCUCAGUGCCUCGUCGACUGGUGUCCGGAUCCACCGGAGGUGAACGGCGGCGUCGUCUCGUUCGGCGGCAAACGCGCCGGAUCUAAGGCCAGCUAUACCUGCCAGAACGGCUUUGUUCUGUUUGGCGACAGUGUCCUGACGUGCGACAUCGGAGGCCAAUGGUCGGGCAAGGUACCGCAGUGCCGGUACGUCGACUGCGGUGCCCCGGCUCAGGUGUCCCACGGCAGCGUGAGGCUCGUCAACGGCACCACGACCGUGGCCAGUCUGAUCGAAUACAGCUGCGACGAGGACUUUUGGGUGGACGGCGAGGCCAAACAGGAGUGCACCAGGGAGGGCAAGUGGAGCCACAAGACACCCCAGUGCGAGCUGAUAACGUGCUUGGAGCCCGAGGUGCCCAACGGCAGUUACGUGGUCGGCUACGAUCUUUACGUGCACAGCACUAUCGAGUACCACUGCGAGGACGGUUACCUGCUGCACGGGGAGGCCAAGCACACUUGCGACAAGAACGGAGAGUGGACCGGAGAACUGCCAUGCUGCGAGUUCGUCGAUUGCGGCAAGGUGGUGCCAGUUCCGAACGGCUCGGUCGACUACGUCAACGGGACGACCUUCCUGGGGAGCGAGAUAACGUACAGCUGCGUGAAAAACUACAAGCUCGUCGGCACGCCGAGACGCUACUGCUUGGACAACGGCUUCUGGAGCGACGCCACGCCAAAGUGCGAAGAGAUCCGCUGUCCCGAGCCGGUGCUGGCCAAGCACGGAAUCCUGUCGUUGACGGGUAACGACAGGAUGUACGGGCGCACCCUCAUAAGAACGGGCACAGCAGAGAACUCAAACACCGGGGCUACCUCGUACAAAAUCGGCGCCCUCGCCAAGUACAGGUGCGAACGGGGCUACAAGGUCGUCGGCGAUUCCCUAUCGACUUGCGAGGACAACGGAAAGUGGAGCGGCGACGUGCCCCAGUGCGUCUACGUCGACUGCGGUAAACCCGAGGAUACCGAGCACGGCAAGUUUACGCUCACCUCGAACGUCACCUACUACGGGUCCGCCGUGCUUUACGAGUGCGACAACAACUACGAGCUCGACGGCUUUGCCAGGAGGUUGUGCCUUGACAACGCCACCUGGAGCAACGAGGUCCCCAGCUGCAAAGAGAUUAAGUGCAAAGAGCCGGAAAAAAUCGGCAUGGCGAGCACGCAAGUCUCGACUCACAGUGUCGGGGGUGUGGCCCACUACAACUGUCCCAGGGGCUACAUAAUGGAGGGCAACGAGACGAGGGUCUGUUUGCAAAAUGGAUCCUGGAGCGGCAGGUCACCGUCCUGUUUUGCCGUCGAUUGCAAGCAUCCACCGUCGGUGGACAACGGAAGGGUUAUCGUCGUUAACGGCACCACGACUUACGGAGGGGCCGCCGAGUACCACUGUUUGCCGCAAUACGAGAGAUCCGGUCUCUUUUUGAGGAAAUGCCUCGACACCGGCUUAUGGAGCGGCGAAGAACCCAAAUGCGAAGAGUCAACGAACGAGCUCGCCGAAGCCCAGGGAAUCGGCACUAGCGUGGGCAUCGGAGCUGGUGUGAUCGUCGUCAUACUGAUCAUCAUCGGCCUGGUCUACCUUAGAUUACGCAAAGCUACGCCGGUGAAGAACACCGAGAACGUUCAGGCAGCCGAGCGCAAGGAAGACCAGAACGCGGCGGUCAUGUCCUACGCGACGCUCAACGACGGCUCACCCAACACGAUGUACGAAAAUGUUCCUGAGGAUGGCCUCUACGAUCACCCUUACAGCAUGGCCGGCAGUACUUACGGAUAUGGCACCGGACAGAGGAGGAAUUACAACAGAUCCGGGCACUACGAGGCGGAGCCGGUUGUCAGAAACGGCAUAACCAUCAACGGGGUGUCCGUCAGAUAG
This is a messenger RNA of Copidosoma floridanum, 3348 nucleotides long. It is a transcript of the gene fw, whose product is annotated as CUB and Sushi multiple domains furrowed. Lineage: Eukaryota; Metazoa; Arthropoda; Insecta; Hymenoptera; Encyrtidae. The record is from RefSeq and is a predicted model, not a curated record.